AUGCUUGUGUACAAAGAAAUGGAGUGUGAAUGCCACAAAAAAUCAAAUCAAAGGUUCUUUGCCUGGAUCCCUGAAAGUCUUAUCAAGAAGCAACGAAUAGGUCCGGUCCUUGCAACAACAAUGCUUGUGAUGCUUCCUUCUUCAAGAUGCCCCUGGCCCUGUUGUCUAUUCUUUGAGACCGAUCUAAGCAUUCUGAGAAACAAAUUGAUGGAGCUAGAAUUAGGACUCAAGAUCACACAAACUCAAGAUGAUAUCAGCUCCACGGCCGAUCUUCGCAUUGCAAAGGAUGGAGGCGGAAUUGUUUUCUUGUCUAGAGAAACCGAAAACAUGUUCAUCCUCACUGCCCAUCUCAGAGGAUACAGAAGAGAGCACAUUGACAUAAACAUAAAUGAAGACGGAACUCGCAUAACGAUCAUUGGAAAUAAGGCUGUGCAGGAGAAGGUGAUGCUCGGGUGGAUUUUGUACAAAAAGGAGGUGGAACUGAGAGGGUUUAAGAAGGCUUUUAAAAUUCCAGGAGGCGUGGUCUUGGACAAGAUCAAGGCAAAAUUCGAUGAAGACGGAGCAAUUCUCACGGUUUUCAUGCCCAAAAUGGUUCAGGGAGUUUCCGGGCAUGCAAUUGAGGAAGUGGAGGAACCAGAGGAUGAUCGAGGUCAUAUGACAAAGACGGACUGUAAAGAGGUACCUGGAGUUAUUGAAGAGCCUCAGAUUGAGUAUCCACGUGAUGAAGUUGAGCAACAAACAAAAGAAGAAGCAGAAGGAGCGGCUCGAGAAUCCGAGUUACCGCAUACAUCAUCGGCAAGUCAACGACUUCCCGCCGAAGGUCCAGUGCCAAGACCAUUGCAAAAGGAGGAAACUGAAAUGGGGGCUCAGUUAACAAAAUCUGAAGAUAAUCAACAACCGGGGAAGGUGAUUGCAUCUCUUGAUGCUGAACUCAAAGAAGGAGACAGUCUUAGGCAAGAGGAAACGAGUGACAUAGGGAAUGAGGUUCAGAGCGAAUCUCCCAAGGAUGACAAACAUAGAGAUGUCAGUGAAAACACGGCCUCAGUGAAGAGCAAGCCAAAGAAAAGCAAGAAGAUAUGUGCUCCUGUUGUUGCUGGGUCUGCAUUACUAGUCUCUCUUAUAGUUCUUGCUAUUCACUUGAUUAGGUCCAAGAGAUGAAUAAUUAUAAGCCUCUAUAAAUCUUUCAUCUGAUUAUUUGAUUAUUGAAACUAAUGCAGGAAGUAGUUCAUGCCACUGACCAGAGUUGGCAAAUGCAUAAAACUGUUUCAUGUAACUACCAUACCAGAUACCGCAAUAAGGUAGCAAGAUGAAAUAGAAAAUAUGUCCAUGUCUACAAUACUUGGUCGAGUACUUCAAAGAAUGGACUGAUGGAUAGUUCAUGCUUC
Molecule: messenger RNA, 1385 nt
Organism: Syzygium oleosum
Lineage: Eukaryota; Viridiplantae; Streptophyta; Magnoliopsida; Myrtales; Myrtaceae
Source: RefSeq, a predicted model, not a curated record